Messenger RNA from Paramuricea clavata, 546 nucleotides. The record is from the annotation of a GenBank genome assembly. Lineage: Eukaryota; Metazoa; Cnidaria; Anthozoa; Malacalcyonacea; Plexauridae.
AUGGAGGAAGAUAUUUGCUCAUGUAUAAUUCAUACAUGCGAGAUUUCGAAUAAUGUUUCACCUGUAAAAGAUUUUACUGCUGUAACACUAUCAAAAUUUUUGAGUAGCCGGAAAAUAUGGCUAUCUUUGAAUGGAAAUUUGACUGACGUAGCUGUAAAGUCUUUAGAGUAUUUCUCUGAUCACGAUGAACAGGCAUUCAUCAACGAAGGAACAGUUCCAGACAGAAGCUUGCAAUAUCAUAUCGAAUGUUAUCGAAAGUUUACUGAUAAAACAAGAAUUAAUAGAGCACAGCGAAUGAGUGAAACGUCAGAUACACCCUGUACGAGUAAAGAUAUAGAACCUGCAGCUAAAAAAACCAGAGCGGAAGAAACCCGACAAACACGAAAUAGACUUCAACCACAUGGUUCAACUGCGACUGGGUCGAGAUCAACGCCUGUUCUCCCAAGAAUAUGCCUUAUUUGCAAAAAGGCAGAGCUCACAUACACUUGUCCCGUAAGUCAAAAGCUAAAAUUACUUCACUUUUUUGUCAAAAGUAUGAAACAAUAA